AUGUCUGGAAGAAGGCUGAAUCAUCAAGGAUUUUCCACAAUUCUUCAGAAGCAUUCAUUAGGAGGAGGAUCCAAAAAGGGCUCGUCUACCAAAGAGAUUGCCAGAAAAGCAGUGGAAGAGGAAUGGAAGCGCAAUCAGAAGCGAAAACGAUCGGGUCUCGGUGGAGAUUCGUCCGAUGAAGAGGAUGGUGAUGAACGAGAUCGAGGAAAACGUGGACGAAAAAGCCAAAAGGAUGAAGAGGAAGAGGACGAUGAAUUUGAGUUUUCGCAAGACUAUCGGGAUCGAGCCAAGGAGCGUCGGGAAGGAAAGCCUCCUGCUGACACUUUUACUGAUACCAAAGAGGAAUCAGCAUAUCCAACAGAUCCUGCAUUACCUCCUCCUACGAAGGGUUUGAAUCUAUCGCUGGCUAGAAAACUGAGAAAAGAGAUGAAAGAGGCAGGAGCCAAUGGUUCGAAGGAAAGCAACAGGCCAGCGAUAUUUACAGAACUGCCAACGAUGGAACAAGCAAUCAGCACGCUAGAAUCAAUAGCAAGCGAAGAAAUCUCAUUAUCUGCUAGCUUCUUGAUUGAUAGAACUUCUUUGGAUUACAUUCAAGGGCUCGUGAAGCUACAAAACCAGGCUGUGCAAUCUCAGCCUAUCAUUUCUUGCACAUUGGCAGGCAAGAAGAUGCAGCGUUCCCGAUUGGUCGUGAGCCUCAAUGGAAACAUUUCCGAUCUAAAACGGUCCUGGGAGAUUCCCCGUGAGGUGACAAACUCCAACCCUUCCAGCAACAUGGCUCAACCGUGUAUGGAUCUUCCAAUAAUCCAGAAGAUUGAAGCAAUCUUGAAAACCAUUAAGAAGUCUCAAAAUCCUUUUUCAAGUAGAAGGAACAACAAAAUUCUGGAUACAUUUAGACCAUGCGAGGGUGAAGUAGAAGCAGGUAAAACUUCAUCUAAAACCACUCCCGAAAACACCAUUCAACAAUCCGAAGCACAAGCAUCAGACGAAGACGAUGAUGACAUUUUUGGAGGUCUGGAUGAUUACUCCCCUCCAGCACCGUCAGCGAAGCAGUAG
Cylindrotheca closterium is the source of this 1053-nucleotide messenger RNA. Lineage: Eukaryota; Bacillariophyta; Bacillariophyceae; Bacillariales; Bacillariaceae. The record is from the annotation of a GenBank genome assembly.